Botrytis deweyae is the source of this 750-nucleotide messenger RNA. RefSeq lists its product as uncharacterized. Gene Ontology annotation, cellular component: cytoplasm. Lineage: Eukaryota; Fungi; Ascomycota; Leotiomycetes; Helotiales; Sclerotiniaceae. The record is from RefSeq and is a predicted model, not a curated record. Bases 1 to 750 code for a protein of 249 amino acids. Gene Ontology annotation, molecular function: methylthioribulose 1-phosphate dehydratase activity; metal ion binding. The transcript is spliced from 3 exons.
AUGACUACCCAGAACCAAACUCAAGAAUCGGAGAACAAUGAUCAUCUCAUUAUUUCACAAGAUUCUCAACAUCCCGCGAAUCUAAUCCCAGAACUCUGCGCAAAGUUUUGGCAUCUAGGAUGGGUAACAGGUACAGGAGGAGGCGCCAGUAUUCGCAAUGAUGAUCUAGUAUACCUUGCGCCAUCUGGAGUCCAGAAAGAACUUAUGAAACCAGAACACAUUUACGUCCUCGAUAUAACCAAACAACUUGAUCCCAAACAACGCAUCUACCUCCGCUCACCACCCAAUCUCAAGCCUUCCCAAUGCACCCCUCUUUUCAUGGCUGCAUUCACCAAACGAAACGCUGGUUGUUGCAUCCAUACGCAUUCAAAAUGGGCAGUCCUCAUCACCCUACUCCUAGAAUCCGCGCCCAACACCACAAUGUUCGAAAUCAACAACAUCGAGCAAAUCAAGGCAUUUGGAAAAGGCUAUACGAAGACAGGAAAUUUAGGAUAUCACGAUACGUUGCGCAUUCCAGUUAUUGAAAACACACCCCACGAAGAAGAUUUGACAGAGUAUCUGGAAGAAGCCAUGGAGAAAUAUCCGGAUACGUACGCGGUUUUGGUAAGGAGACAUGGGGUUUAUGUCUGGGGGGAGUCGGUACACAAGGCGAAGACUCAGUGUGAGAGCUUGGAUUACCUUUUCCAAAUUGCAGUCGACAUGAAGAAAUUGGGGUUGCCAUGGUUGAGUGAUGUUAAACCAAUUGCUUGA